UGAGGAUGUCUUAACAUGAGGAAGCACAUAAAAUCGAUCGGAACUCGGUGCCUUCUCCUUUUGAGACAGAAAGCCGAAGAUCCAGAAGGAAACGGCAGAGAACGGAGAAGAACCCGUCGCAACGCUUGCGCGCCAAAGGUUGCGUCGACGGCUUCGACGCUCCCUCCUCUUCGUGGAGUUCGUUCGAUGCCGUUUUUCGACCGCAGUUCGGAUCUAGCUUGGCGUUCGGAGGUGUUCUUCUUGCGGGCAUUCGCGUUCGUGACAUGUGUUUAUGUUUUUAUUGACGUACAUUACGUAAUUGCUCCUGAGGAGCGCGUGAUUUACAAAGUUUAUUUAUCUCUUGUGUUUUGGUGCAUUUUGUUUGGUUGUCACACCAUUAUCAGUGGUUUUGUUUUGUUUGCGUUAUUAUUAUUUUUUUUUUGGAUUUUCAUCGGACCGCAUAGGCCUACUACGUCUCGAGAUAUUGGAUUCCGUUCUUCAUUUUUUGAAUGUGACAACAGAUGGAGAAAUUUAAGAGGCACGGAUGAUGUCCAGCGUUCAAUAGAGCUGUUAGAUCGAGUGCUCUCCGAGUUCGACGAUGUGGAAAAUGCGAAUCAAGUGCAAAAUAUCCAACAAUUGACCAGUUCAGCAUCCACUCCUCAGCUUCGCCAACUCAGCCAGAACUCGACAGGUAGCAACGUGUCGUCCAGCACGCCAGAAGACGAAAGUCCAUCUUUGGGCCAUCAGUCCGAGGACGAUGGCUACAUGAGCAUGAACGGAAGAAAACCGAAGUUCAAUCUGGCGUUCAAACCCCUGCCGGAAAUACCCGUCCCCCACGAGACUGCCUGCCUCUCGCCCAUCCAUCCACCUGCCGAUGAUGACUUUCCACCGCCCCCUGAGGAAGCCCAGAGGCUCAUCGCUACUCUUCUACCUAAGGUUUCGCCAGUACACCGACCAAAAACCAACAACUCGAAGAACAGAUCAUUCCCCCUUACUCAACUUCCAUCCAGAAUUGAAACCAUUCCGCCACCACAGAAAUUCCAGAACAACAGCGAAAGUCCCAGUUUGGUUAAUGGACUGCCUGACCCGAUUCAUAGUGCUACGCAAACAACACUGCCAAAAACCCGUCAUCAACGUCCAUACGGCUGGGAGAACAACGACUUCACUCUCAACCCACCGCCCCCACCUCCAGGGUAUAGGUUUGGUAGUCUACCCUUCCAACACGUAGGAUAUCCCAUCACCUCGCCCACUAGAGUACCACCAAGAACCGUACCAACAGUCCUGGAAAGGCACAGAGAGGUGAAACGAAGAAUAAGUGACGAUAACCUAUCCAGCGAUCUGGACGAACCAGGUCUACGACCACUCAGCGAGCUCGCAGACGAUGAACAUUUCUCGGAUGACUCUCUGGAGGAAAUGCUUCCCCCGCCACCACCCGACUGCAACAAACGGGCCAGCAUAGCUUGGGAAGUUCCCCUAGACGACGAAUCACUGUUGACGCCCGGAAGUACAAAAGUAAUCGGCCGAAGAAGGAAGAAAUCAGGAUCAUUUUCAAGCACCAGCUCUAUACCGAACAAAAUCAAGGAACUGGACGACUGGCCCGAUCCACCGCCUUGCACAACAGAAGACGAGGUUACGUCACCCUUCUCCGAUUCAGACGACCAUGUCAACCUUCCCUCAGAGCUGAACAACCUGAAUAUAUCCGGCACUAGUACCUACAUAGUGCGGAAGAACAAGAAAGACAGAAAAGCACUUCUCAACCAGAGCAGCGCAGUUACCUCCAACUCCUCCUUGAACUCCAGAUUGAGUUCCGACCUUAGCAUACCCGUAUCCAGAUUCAGCGGCGAUCUGAAUUCUUGCUUCAGCCGAGAAUUGAACACGCCCACAUCUAGGUAUAGCGUGGAUUUGAGCAAUCCACAAUCCCGCCUUAGUCAAGAGCUCAACUCUCCCAAGUCUAGAUACAGUUUAGACUUGAAUAACUCGAGACGAUUGAGCCAGGAAUUGAGCAGUUCCCCUUCUAGACUAUCAGCUGACUUAUCCAGCUCUAGAUCGAGCACCCCCCGUAGCAAGCAAGGCAAUGAGUUCCGAAAACACAGCACCACCUUCGAUAAUAUCAAAUCGUUGAUAAGAGAAGGCAGUAUUGAUAGUUAUAACGCGCCACCUGUUGAAUGUGCUAACGAGUUCAACCCUGCAGCAUCUCCGAUUGUUCGUGUUGUGUCCCUACCCUCGCUCAAUGCUGAAGAUUCCCCGCCGCGAAGAGAAUUAGGCGUUACAGUGGAGGAGGAGGAAGAUGCCGAGAGUUCCCAACAGAGCGCGGAGAUUUCUCCUCUUCGAAAAAUUGAACAGAAUAUUACCGAAUUGUUGGAGAGACGUGAUAUCGAAAUAGUACAGAACGACAAGUUCAUUUUGAACGGUGUCGACUCCAUCCUCCAUCACAAACAAAGGGCGAAGAGAAAAGCUCCUGCUAAAAAUGCCAGGGAUAGCAAGAAUGACGAUAGACAGCAAAAGAUGAACGAUCUUAUGAAGUCGAGUAGCCAUAAUGAGAUACAGAGAGAUGAGGAGUAUUACAGACAAUUGUUGAUAGAGGGAGGAUCUCCUUUCCCUAGAAGGAGCGGGAUACAGAAGUCGGAGAGCGCGAAGGAGAUGCUGAUUGCUCAUAGGGAAAGAGAGCUGAAACCGAUGCCCACCUCGACCUCGGCUGAUUUUCCAGUGCGAGUGGAAGUGAUGCAGCAUGAGUUUCCUCCCUUACCACCGUCUCCAGUGGAGGAAGAUGAAGAUGAGUAUUCCGAGAUUGUCCAAAAACACAGUCCAGACUCUUUGCCAAACGGAAAAGAGCCACCUAAAGUGCCUCCUCAUAGAGAUCAAAUUUCGAAUAGCUUAAAAACAAGGUCGAUGGACGCGAACUACAAUAGGGGUAGGAGGGGGUUCUUCAGUUCCUCCAACAGAAAUAUACCGAGCGAACGUCGUACCUUACCAACCGAACUGCAGGAUUCUAAGCGGCGGUUCUUCCAGAAGAGGUCGUCUCAGAGCCCCCAGGAGGAGAUGCAUCUGCAGACCUCCUGCAGCUUGCCGGAAACGCCUAUUUUCGCUAGAGGUUGUGAUAUUCCCCGCACACCCCAUAGACGUGCUCCAGAUAUACCUAGCAGGAAUACAGCACCAAGACAAAGUAGCACACUAGGAAGUCUGAACACAAUUGGUAACCUGUCCUCUGGAGGUCUCUCAACUAGUGGAUACAGAAGAGGGAAUUCCACAGGUUUUGAACAGGCUGUUGUUGGUACAGAGUUGCUGCGAUUGGCUGGAGGUCCUGGUAGAGGUUGGUACCCAAAGCAGAGAAACCGAAGGCCUGUUUCCAUCGAACAUUUGGACAGGAUGGCUCCUGGACAUAACCCUUGGGAAUCGAACAGAAAGCCUCUUACUCUUCCUCCAAAUCUAACCCCAAAGUUCUUCCAAAGAUCCCCUAGAGACGCUUUAAGACGUGUUACUAGUCUGCUUAUAAGGAAAGGCAAUGGCAAGGAAUCUAAAAAGGAGAAGGAAUCGGUUUCUCCAACAAUACAUGAAAAUGCAAAUGGUGAAGAGGGCCAAAAGAAGAAAGGAUUCUUCAAGAACCUCUGGAAGAAAUCCCGUCAUUAUUCACUAGAGCAGCAAUAAAUAGACCACCUUCGAAGAUAGAUUAAUUUUUGUGUACAUUUUAUAUAACAAUUCUAACCUAAUAGUACUAAAAUUUGUAUGUUAACACAGCACUUCACAGACUCUAAUGAGAUAUGUAGAUAUUUUAAUUACCCCAUUCGUUAUUUUGUAAACACGCAACCGAUCUUACGUUGAAUUUUCUAUUGAUAUAUCGUUUGUAAAAUUGUACAUUUUUAUUUAUGUCUCAAUUUUCUAUAUGUGUGUUUAUGAUUCAAUAAAUUGUAUUGGAUAAA
Molecule: messenger RNA, 3896 nt
Organism: Harmonia axyridis
Lineage: Eukaryota; Metazoa; Arthropoda; Insecta; Coleoptera; Coccinellidae
Exons: 8
Coding region: 16-3624 (1202 amino acids)
Source: RefSeq, a predicted model, not a curated record